UCCUGGGUCAGAGGCAGAUGCUCAACUGCUGAGCCACACCUGCUGGGCCCUGUCACCAGCUUUAAACAAGCAUUUGUGAGAAGGAGCUUGUGAGUACUGUGCCUACGUGGAUGAACGCAGCCGGCCUGGCGCUGCCUCCCAACCCAAGGCUCGGAUGGAAAACUCCUAUCAGCUGGGUCCUACCACACCCUUUCCUGUGGUCACUGUCAGUCACAUUCUGAAAGAUGUGUUAACUGGCUAUCUGCAAGAAGAACGAUAUGAGCCGGAGCUCUGUCGACAGAUGACUAAGACAAUUUCUGAGGUUAUUAAAGCCCAGGUCAAGGCCUUGGCGAUUCCGAGGUACAAGCUAAUUGUGACUGUUCACAUUGGACAGCGGGACGGUCAGAGCAUACUUAUUGGAAGUAGAUGCCUCUGGAACCCUAAAAGUGAUAACUUUGCAUCUUAUGUUUUUAGAAACUCUUCUCUCUUUGCUCUUGCAAACGUCUAUGCCGUUUACUUUGAGUGACUGAAAAGAAGAAAUCUAGUAUUACUUUUUUUUAAAUCAAGAAAUAGGCUGUAUCUAAGUACACAAAUUUUUACUGAACUAAAAGUUUGAGAAGAAAAUAUUAAUACUUCAAGCAACUGGAAGAUUUUGGACUUUUUUUAUACUCUUAAAGGUUGGGGGAAGGGAAGGUGGCACAGGAAAGAAUCUUGUUUAGCUUAAGAAGGAACGAAGUCUUGGUCCUGUUGGAUUUUUUUCAUAGUCAUAGGUUCUUAUUAAAUAUUACUUUGGGUACUAAUUAUUUUAAUUAGUCUUCAGUUAAAGAGUUAGAAUUUUCUGCAUUGUUGUUAAUUGAAGAGAAGUUGUUUUUUUUUUUUUUUAAAAAAAACACACAUAUGGCUACAAACCCUGGCCCAUAAAUGACAGUAGAAUAUUCAACAUGGUAUACACAACUGAUAGACCUUAGUAUGCCUCAGUGCUGCGUAUAAAAGAAUACUGGCUUUCAUCUUCUACUUAAUAAAUUGAGCAGCAUUCAUUAACUGCAAUUACUGUUACAUGUACCUGACAGUUGAAACUGCUGAGGUAGAAUUAAUGAUUUCAUAACAAUUACCGUGGUCCCGUGGGGCCGCUAGCUAAAACUAGAAGCUCUUGCGGGUUGCCUGCACUUUACAGAAUUGUGGGAGAACUGAAUGUUGGCUCUUCAAUAAUGGAAACUAUAAAGUGAACAAAGCCUUUUUAGGGCACCGAAGUAAUCGUUGUGAUAUUAAAUAUACAUGAUGCCUAAGAGUAAAUGUAUUUGUAACACAUAAAAUCAUGGAUUCGAAAGAGACACUGCUUUUAAGUGGACACUGCCCAAUGUGCCUUUGAAUAGAUUUUCUGAGGCUAACAAACUUUCCCACAAAAUAUAUAGCUGGCAGCUUAACACAUAAGACAUGUGUAUUUACUAUUUUGUCCCUAUGAAUUUAGUGCUGAAGUGAUCCAGUGUGGUUUUGAAUGGAUGGCACUAAAAUUUACAGGGCUGAAAUAGUUUAUUAUUCUGCUGGUUAAUGUAGCUUGUACUCAUGGAUCAUUUAUUUUUAUGGAGCUUUCAGCCCUUUGUGUGCAUGUAAAAUGAUGCUGGGGCAUUGUUCUUGGAUGGUAAGUGGACUGCCUAGAGGACAUUUGUUAGAGGUCAAAGACAAAUUGUACACAUAUGGAAAAAAUUAGCAACACCGUAGUCCUAAGGAAAAAAUGAUGUGUAAUUCAUACCAAAAAGAAUUUAGGAAGUGGGAAAACAGUCAGUGGGUUAUAGUUUUAAAAUGUAUCGAUGUCUCAUUUUUCCCCCCAAAUGACAUGUAGUAAAAACACAUAUACUUUUAAAAUCUCUUUCCUUCUGCUUGCUCUGGCUUUUAGGGUAGCUUUUCAAAAUGAAUUAGCUGGUGUUUGUUAUUUUUUUCUGUUAGUGCCUUGGUGGGAAUAUGUCCGUGUAAUAAUUUAUCACAACCAAUACUUGUCAAUCUCCAUAGGCCAGUUUGGGAUCUGGAUUAAAUCAUAAAUACAGUAAGUUCAUGAGCUUCCUAUUUUCAUUGCACAUUUGUGAACAUCUCCUCUCUUGGGACGACAGCAGGGACAAUCAUAGAGCGAUUUUGUGUGAUUAAAUAAGAAUAAAGAAAAUUCUUUAGUAUGUGGAAAGUCCAUUGUAAAAAUGGCUUUUUUUUAGUUCUAACAUCUUAUCCAUGAGAUUGUCUUACCAUCUGUCCCAGCUGUGUUAGGAAUCAAACCUUAAAACAUGAUGGCUGUUAAAAAGCAAAGAGGAAGCAGUCUGCCUGUCUAUGGCCAUGUACUGUAUGUAAUCCAGAGAGUCGAUGAUGAAUUUUAGCAACUAUCUAGCAGAAGAAUAUACAGUGAAAAGCCACUCGUUGUGACGAACUUGGAAGAAUGCUGGUUGUCCCAAAAGGCCUUGGAUGGGUGUGUCAGCUAAGCCAUGGUGGUAAGCACAUGGCAGUAUACAAUAUUAUAUAAAUGUAUCGAAUCGACGUGCUACACCUUGAACUUACACACUAUUAUGUCAAUUACAUAUUAAUUAAAAAAAUUAAACAUUAAGAAAAAAGAAA
This is a messenger RNA of Miniopterus natalensis, 2574 nucleotides long. The record is from RefSeq and is a predicted model, not a curated record. Lineage: Eukaryota; Metazoa; Chordata; Mammalia; Chiroptera; Miniopteridae.